This is a messenger RNA of Manis javanica (Malayan pangolin), 5299 nucleotides long. The record is from RefSeq and is a predicted model, not a curated record. Lineage: Eukaryota; Metazoa; Chordata; Mammalia; Pholidota; Manidae.
ACCGCAAGGGCAGAGGCGUCCCUCAGUCCCGCCCGCUGCGGCAAAGCCAGGCUCCCAGCCACGCUCACGGGGGCGGAAGGGUCUGGCAUCUUUCCUUUCCCUCUGGGGUUCAUCUCCACAGGAACAGAGUCCAUGCGGACGGAAUGUCUACUCAGCUCAAACGCUUCACGAACCAUCAAGGGAGCUGCCACCACAGCCAAGAUGAAUCCCAAGGAAGAAAAAGUAAAAAUAAUUACAGAGGAGUUCACUGAAAAUGAUGAGGAUGCAGAUGUGGGAAGGCAGAAGAUCUCCAAGGCUCCAAGACAAAAAAGAAAGAAACGGCUACUGGCUGGCAGUCCCCAGGAGAUGGUGUCGGAAGAAUCCCACCCGAACAACCAGGAGCCCGUUUCAGAAGAUUCGGACACUCAGCCCCUGAGCGUGAUGACCCGACGAGGCCCACGGAGCUUACCUCCAAUUCCUUCGGCUUCCAGAACAGGCUUUGCAGAAUUUUCCAUGAGGGAGCGCAUGAGGGAGAAAUUACAAGCCGCAAGGUCCAAAGCAGAAAGUGCAUUGCUGCAGGAAAUCCCCACCCCUCGGCCCAGGCGCCUACGAAGUCCUGAUGAGAAAGAAGUGGAGACUGAAUUUGGUACAGAGCCAGGUGGAAAGGUACAGAGGGCUCAGCAGGAAGGGGACUCCCAGAGCCAGUCAAGAGUGAAGUUCCGGGAUUCUGCACGAAAAAUGAAGUCUAAACCCCUGGUUCCACCCGGCUUCCCUUCUGCUGAAGAAGCCUAUAACUUCUUUACUUUCAACUUUGAUCCCGAACCAGAGGAAGCAGAAGAAAAACCGAAAACGGAAAGAAGAGAUGCAGCUGGUCAAAUGGAGGAGGAAGGGGAGGAAGGGCAGGAAGGAGAGCCGCCUGCACAAGAAGAAGUGAACAAAACGGACAAGGAAGAGCUGCUUAAUGGUAAAGAUGCUGAGGAUUUCCUAUUAGGCUUAGAGCACGUGGCUGAAGAUUUCGUGGCAGUCAGACCUGCAGAUUACGAAAGCAUCCAUGUUAGGCUGCAGAUGGAAAAAGAGCUCCUGUUCACACCCAGCAGGCAGACAGUGCCUACGUAUCAAAAGCUUCCUGAGAACGUGCAACCCAGAUUCCUGGAAGACGAAGGUCUAUACAUCGGGGCAAGGCCAGAGGUGCCACGUGCCAAUCAGAACAUCAUGGAGAACCGAUUGCUGAAACAGGAGCCCGGGAGAAGGUGGUUCGGAGAUGAUGGCAGAAUCCUAGCCCUGCCAAACCCCAUCAAGGCGUUUCCUUCAAGGCCACCCACCUUGGCACAGGAGCCAGAGAUUAAGGCAGAACUUGAAACCUUGUAUAAAAAGGCAGUGAAAUACGUCCACAGAAGUCAGCACCUGAUGGGCUCUACAGACCCUCCUGGAAAUUUCCAACUGGACAUUGACAUUUCAGGAUUAAUCUUCACUCAUCAUCCCUGUUUCAGCCGAGAGCACGUUCUGGCAGCCAAGCUGGCCCAAUUGUAUGACCAGUACCUUGCAAGACACCAAAGAAACAAGGCAAAAUUUCUUACUGACAAGCUCCAUGCUCUAAGAAAUGCUGUUCAGAUGAGUCUUAAUCCAGCAACAACUCGUAAGUCUCUUGACACAACCCAAAAAACCAUCAAUGAGUAUAAAUCUGAAAUUUGGCAAACAAGAAAACUGCGUGAUGCAGAACAAGAAAAAGAUCGAACACUGCUCAAGACCAUCAUAAAAGUCUGGAAAGAGAUUAAAUCCCUUCGAGAGUUCCAGAGGUUUACAAAUACACCCUUGAAACUUGUUUUGAGAAGGGAAAAAGUUGAGCAGGAAGCUGAUGAAACAGCCUAUGAAGCAGAAAUUCAAGCUGAAAUAAGUGAAUUGUGGGAAGAGUCCAUGGAGGAGUACCAACAGAGGCUGGAAGAAUACAGAGUAGCCCACCAGCAGUGGAAAGCGUGGAAGAAGGCCCAGAGGGCCAAGAAGAAGAAAAAGAAACAAGGAGCUGAAGAAGAACCACCCGAUGACGAGGCUGAGGAGCCACGUCCCGGGGAGGAUCCUGUGAAACCGGUCCCUCCGGAGCCCACCGACCGCGCGGUGAUGGAGCAGCAGGUGAGGGAGAGAGCGGCGCAGAGCAGGAGGCGGCCCGGGGAGCCCGCGCUGGCCCCGGAGCUGAGCCUGGCGGGGAGCGUAACGCCCAACGACCAGUGUCCCAGGGCCGAGGUCUUGCGAAGGGAGGAUGUCAAGAGGCGCUCGGUGUAUUUGAAGGUGAUCUUCAAUGACAAGGAAGUGUCCAGGACUGACAGUCGGCCACUCGGGGCAGACUUCCGGGUUCAUUUUGGGCAAAUUUUCAAUUUGCAAAUAUUCAACUGGCCAGAGAGUUUAACACUACAGCUCUCCAGGAAUAGAACUAUGCCAUUUGGAAACUUUCCAAAUAAUUGCAAGUUUUGGAUUGGGGAAGUUUCAAGCAUUGCUGGCAACUUUAAGAGGGUAUAUGAAACAGUGGGACACAGUGGUACCACCUUGCUGGCAGAAGUGUUUCUGCCUAUUCCCGAAACCAGCGUUGUCACUGGAAGAGCUCCUAUUGAAGAAGUGGAGUUUAGCAGUAACCAGCAUGUGACAUUGGAUCAUGAAGGAGUUGGAAGUGGAGUGCCCUUCUCAUUUGAAGCUGACGGUAGUAAUCAACUGGUUCUAAUGACCUCAGGGAAGGUGUCCAACAGUGUGGCAUGGGCCAUUGGAGAAAAUGGGAUACCUCUAAUUCCUCCAUUGUCACAGCAGAGCAUUGGAUUUAGGAGUGCUUUGAAGAGAGCAGAUGCCAUCUCAUCUAUUGGUACAUCAGGACUGACAGACAUGAAAAAGUUGGCCAAGUGGGCAGCAGAGUCCAAGCUCGACCCGAAUGACCCCAGCAACGCCCCGCUGAUGCAGCUGAUCUCGGUGGCCACCAGUGGCGAAUCCUACAUCCCUGAUUUCUUUCGACUGGAACAACUGCAACAGGAGUUCAACUUUGUUUCUGAUGAGGAAUUAAGUAGAUCCAAACGAUUCAGGCUUCUUCAUCUUAGAAGCCAAGAGGUGCCAGAAUUCAGAAAUUACAAGCAAAUUCCAGUGUAUGACCGAGAAAUUAUGGAAAAGGUAUUCCAGGACUAUGAGAAACGAAUACGAGACAGAAAUGUAAUUGAAACCAAGGACCACAUAGAUACCCAUAGGGCCAUAGUGGCCAAGUACCUCCAGCAGGUUAGAGAAUCAGUGAUAAAUCGUUUCCUAAUUGCAAAACACCAUUUUCUUCUUGGGGAUUUGAUAGUAGAAGAAGAAAUGCCCAAUAUCAGCACUUUGGGGCUAAGCCUUUUCAAGCUGGCUGAACAGAAACGCCCACUGAGGCCAAGGAGAAAAGGUCGGAGGAAGGUGACAGCCCCAAACCUGUCUGAUGGCGACAUAAAGCUGCUGGUGAACAUUAUCCAGGCUUACGACAUUCCAGUGAGGAAGCCAGCAACAAGCAAAUUCCAGCAACCAUCAAGAUCAUCAAGGACUUUCAGCGAAAGGCAUGCUGCCUCCCCAGUGACACACAGCCCGACCCACAGCGCUGACUACCCCCUUGGCCAGGUUCUAGUACGCCCUUUUGUAGAAGUUUCCUUUCAACGAACUAUUUGCCACACGACGACGGCUGAAGGGCCAAACCCCAGUUGGCAUGAAGAACUUGAACUUCCGUUUAGGGCCCCUAAUGGGGAUUACAGCACAACCAGUUUGCAAUCGAUAAAAGAUGAUGUGUUCAUCAACAUUUUUGAUGAAGUACUACAUGAUGUCUUAGAGGAUGACCGGGAAAGAGGAAGUGGAAUCCACACCCUUAUUGAGAGACACUGGUUGGGAUGCGUGAAAAUUCCAUUCAGCACAAUAUAUUUCCAAGCAAAGAUUGAGGGAACAUUUAAAAUAGAUAUUCCCCCAGUUCUUCUGGGCUACAGUAAGGAGCGAAGUGUGACCACUGAGAGGGGACCUGACUCUGUCCGAGGCCUGAGUGAUGGCUCCUACCUGACCCUGUUCAUCACCAUGGAGCCUCAGCUGGCUCCCGGGGAGUCAGUGCGACAAAAGUUUGAUUCUCAGGAAGAUGAGAAAUUGCUUCAAGAAACACAGAAGUUUCAAGCUGAAUGUGCCUUAAAGUUUCCAAAUCGUCAGUGUGUUACAACAGUGAUUGACAUAAGUGGGAAAACCGUCUUUAUCACCCGUUAUCUCAAGCCUUUAAACCCCCCCCAGGAGCUCCUGAGUGCCUAUCCCAGCAACCCACAGGCAACAGCAGAGCUGGUGGCUCGAUAUGUGUCAUUGAUACCUUUCUUGCCUGACACAGUUUCCUUUAGUGGCAUCUGUGACCUGUGGAGCACAUCAGAUCAAUUCCUUGAUCUCCUGGCUGGAGACGAAGAAGAGCAUGCAGUCUUACUAUGUAAUUAUUUUCUCUCCCUGGGUAAGAAGGCCUGGCUCCUGAUGGGCAGUGCUAUUCCUGAGGGUCCAACUGCCUAUGUGCUAACUCAGGAGCAAAGUCACUAUUUAAUUUGGAAUCCCUGCAGUGGACAUUUUUAUGGACAAUUUGAUGCAUUCUGCCCCUUAAAAAGUGUGGGCUGUUUAAUAGGUCCUGAUAAUAUUUGGUUUAAUAUUCAACAGUAUGACUCCCCAUUAAGGAUCAGUUUUGAUGUCACCAAGCCUAAACUAUGGAAAUCUUUCUUUUCAAGGAGGCUUCCAUAUCCUGGUCUUUCCAGUAUUCAGCCAGAAGAGCUAAUUUACCAGCACACAGACAAGGUGGCUGCAGCUGAGCUACAAGACAGGAUUGAAAAAAUACUAAAAGAAAAAAUCAUGGACUGGAGGCCUCGCCAUCUAACUCGGUGGAAUAGGUACUGUACCUCCACACUACGUCACUUCUUGCCUCUGUUAGAAAGAAGCCAAGGAGAAGAUGUAGAAGAUGACCACAGAAGAGAGCUGCUGAAGCAGCUGGGAGACUACAGGUUCUCUGGAUUUCUCCUUCACAUGCCCUAUUCUGAACUGAAGCCUUUAAUCGAAGCUGUAUAUAGCACUGGAGUACAUAAUAUUAAUGUUCCUAAUGUUGAAUUUGCUUUAGCUGUAUAUAUCCACCCAUAUCCCAAAAAUGUUUUGUCUGUUUGGAUCUAUGUUGCCUCCCUUAUACGCAACAGGUAAUUUUUUAUUUGUAUACUUUUUAUAUUACGUAAAAACUGUAAUUAGGAUGUGAGAAUACUUUUUUAAGUGAUGUUAAUCACAAGAAAAGAAUAUCUGCAAAUAAAUAAUCAUUUUCAAACUGUGUAAAGUAAGU